Messenger RNA from Callorhinchus milii (elephant shark), 1714 nucleotides. It is a transcript of the gene slc7a11, whose product is annotated as solute carrier family 7 member 11. Gene Ontology annotation, biological process: amino acid transmembrane transport. Gene Ontology annotation, molecular function: L-amino acid transmembrane transporter activity. NCBI's taxonomy places the organism in Eukaryota, Metazoa, Chordata, Chondrichthyes, Chimaeriformes, Callorhinchidae. Gene Ontology annotation, cellular component: membrane. The transcript is spliced from 12 exons. Bases 1 to 1512 code for a protein of 503 amino acids. The record is from RefSeq and is a predicted model, not a curated record.
AUGCCCACCGGCCCCGAACCCACCCUCCCCGCAGGGGGUCCCCGCAAAGGUGAUGCCAACCGCUUCCCUGCGCCCACGGACUUGCCCGAGUCCGGCAGAGUCCCCCGGAACAAGGUGAUGCUGAAGAAGAAAGUGACUCUGCUGAGAGGAAUCUCCAUGAUCAUCGGGACGAUCAUCGGCGCCGGCAUCUUCAUCUCCCCCAAGGGCAUCCUGCAGCACACCGGCACCGUGGGCGCGUCCCUGGCCAUGUGGGCGGCGUGCGGCGUCCUGUCGCUCUUCGGAGCACUAUCGUACGCUGAACUAGGGACGAGUAUAAAAAAAUCCGGGGGUCAUUAUAUCUACAUACUAGAAGCCUUUGGGCCACUCACUGCUUUUGUCAUGCUCUGGGUGGAAUUGAUCGUCAUACGUCCUGCAAGUAUUGCUGUGAUAUCGCUAGCCUUUGGGCAAUAUAUACUGGAACCAAUAUUCAUGCCGUGUGCAGUUCCAGACAUCGCCAUCAAGAUUGUCUCCACCGUUGGAAUCACCUUGGUGAUGUUCAUUAACAGUAUGAGUGUCAGCUGGACUGCAAGGCUACAGAUCUUUCUCACCUUCUGCAAACUUGCUGCCAUUUUAAUAAUGGUCAUACCUGGAAUGAUACAAUUAUUUAAAGGAGAGACGCAAAACUUUAAGGAAUCAUUUAGUGUGACAGAUGUUAGCAUUACAGGAUUGCCCCUGGCUUUCUAUUCUGGGUUGUAUGCUUAUGCAGGAUGGUUUUACUUGAAUUUUGUCACCGAGGAGGUAGAAAAGCCAGAGAAAAAUAUACCUCUUGCUAUCUGCAUAUCAAUGACAAUUGUCACCAUUGCCUAUGUGUUAACAAAUGUGGCCUAUUUUACCGUAAUGAAUCCUCAGGAGUUGCUGGCAUCUGAAGCAGUGGCUGUGACCUUUGCAGAACGGUUAUUGGGAAAAUUCUUUAUAGCAGUCCCAGUAUUUGUGGCUCUUUCCUGCUUUGGGUCCAUGAAUGGAGGCAUCUUUGCAGUGACCAGAAUGUAUUAUGUUGCUUCUCGGGAGGGCCAUCUUCCAGAAAUCCUCUCCAUGAUCAAUGUCCGAAAACAUACUCCUCUUCCCGCUGUCAUUGUUUCGUAUCCUUUGACAGUGUUAUUGAUGUUUAUGAGUGAUAUCUACAGUCUUUUAAACUUCUUGAGCUUUGCCCGGUGGCUUUUCAUUGGUCUGUCUGUUUCUGGUCUGAUUUACCUCCGGUACAAGCGCCCAGACAUGCCGCGCCCAUUCAAGGUCCCUCUGUUUAUUCCCACUUUCUUUUCUUUCACCUGCCUCUUCAUCGUAGCGCUGUCACUUUACGCUGACCCCACCAAUGCUGGCAUUGGAUUUGCCAUCACGCUGACUGGAAUCCCUGCCUACUACCUAUUUGUAGUGUGGGACAGCAAGCCAAAGUGCUUCCAAAAAUUGAUGGCAAGGGUCACCAGAGCAUUACAGAUCCUUCUGGAGGUAAUGCCACCAGAAAAUCAUGAAGACUAAAUGCAUCUGCAGAUAGGGCUGGUUCCUGACUGUCAGAAGAACUGUGACACUGACACGAUCGGCAACUGACCAAAUGUGGGACUGCCAUUGCAGGCUUACUGCACAAUAUUUCUCUCCAUCACUUAGUAAAUAAUAAUACUGGAUCAGACUACGUGUUUACUCCUUUCUGUGUAAGUAAUGCACUUAGUCCUUAUCAUGAUGA